Messenger RNA from Haliotis rufescens (red abalone), 1481 nucleotides. RefSeq names its product serine/threonine-protein kinase MRCK beta-like. The coding region runs from base 176 to 1261 and encodes 361 amino acids. NCBI's taxonomy places the organism in Eukaryota, Metazoa, Mollusca, Gastropoda, Lepetellida, Haliotidae. The transcript has 3 exons. The record is from RefSeq and is a predicted model, not a curated record.
CUCCCAAAUCUUCUAAACAACAAAUCGAUCAGGGGUGCAAGUUGAGUUGCCUAGCUCCUGUCACGUUUGUUGCAAAUGUGUGUCGACAAGACAACGAAAUACGCCGUCAUUAUGGUCAUUUGAAGAUCCCGAGAGUAUACAGCUGAUCAGAAAAGACGCCGCCACCCAAGCCACUAUGGCGUCCUCUUCAGCGGGAGACAAUUCGCCAUUCAAGGUUAAAGGUCUGUCCCCGCAGACAAGAAGCCAGUCCAUGUACGUGGAAGGCAACGGCAGCCCCGGAAACGGCAGACCUACAUCAGCUGCGACGACUUCUCAUAUCACCUCGUCACUUGACCCGGUCUCGGAUGGAAGCUCUGAAACCCAGAGCGAGGCUAGCGGAAAUGAGAUAAUGAGUCAGGUUGUCGCUGUCAACAAAACUCUCGUGCAACAGAUAGACGCUCUCCGUCUGCGUCUGGAGAUCGACUACAAACACAACAAGGAACAGAGGGAUUCCAUCGUGGAGGAAACGGAUGCACAACUUGAGCAGAAGAACGCAGAACUCUCCAAUCUGAAGUCAAAGGUUGAGAAGAGGACAGCAGUCUUGACCCAUUUGACAGACAAUAACGACAAGAAAAAUAACGAGAUCGAGGAGAUACAACGUCAGAUUGAAGAUCUUCGCAGGGAUGUAGAGGACACUAGAGUAUAUGCAGAUGAACUUGAGUCCGAGGUAUCUACACUCCAGAGAGAUAAAGGGAAACUUCAGACUGGCUCGGCUUAUCAAGAGAAGGAGGACGAGAUUAGGGGACUACACAGGGAAAUCGGGUAUCUCCGAAAAAAUCUUUCCCGAUUCGAAAAAGAAUUGGUAAAAGCUAAGGAGGUGAUCUCUCAACAUGGCGGAAAGCUCAGGUUGUUGGAGAAAGAAAAUAAAAACGUUCAAGUCAAGUUCAGGGAGGAACUGAAUAAAGUCUCGCUGAACAUGAGACUUGAAAUCGGUAAAAUGCGAGAGUUGAUGAGAAGCCAGUGGCGAGAGAUGAAGGAAUUGCGAGAACAGAACGAGUCUAUGCGAAGUGACAUUAAACAGAUCAGAGACAUGCUGGUAGAACAAAGUACUACGAAAGCAUCGGCAACCAUCGAUGAGCCCCCGAAGACGCCAUUGAAAGAACAUCAUAGCCAACAUGAGCAGGCGACACCUAAAGAACAUGCGCAUAUGGCGUUCAAACCAUCACUUCCGGCUCUGAGCAAGGACUCAAAACGGACCAACGUCCACAGCAAGAAAAAAUAGGGAAUUAUAGGUUUCAGUAAAGACCAUCACUGCUAUGAAUCAAUAUCAACCAUGCCACUGAAGGCAGACAUCUGUGAUAAAAAGAAUGACUUGAUUAACAAACUGCAAUACUACAAUGAAAACAACGGCUAAAUUUGUUUUGUAAACAGUCAUACUAUCAUUUUGUAUUUUACUUGUGUGCAAUGCAUCGUGUUUUCUUUACAUAAAGUGUUGUGUUUUA